GCGGUACGGCGUCGUAUCUCGCAGUAGAAACGUUGAAUAAAACACAUUUACACAAAAUAAACACAUGGAUUACACGGUCUGAACGUUGUUGUGAGGUGUUGACACUAUUGGACGUAAUAAUAAACAACAGUGGCAGUGAACGAACAAAAAGAGCGGGCAAAAUCAGUGCAAGUGACGAUAAUACUAUUCUAUUUAUAGAUACCUAUGGCGCGAUAAUAAUUUUCGUUCAACAAUAGCGAUGCACGAGUUGUGUAGUUUCUAAUUGUAGACUAAUAGAAAUAAAGCACAAUAAUUGUGUUACUAUCUGUCAUUACAUAGUCGAGUAAUUCUAAGGAAAAACAGUCGCAUAAACUCGUUUGACAGCUCACAACACACACAAACAAAGAUUGCUUUGCGCAUGUUUGCGUGAACGGGCAGUGAUGUAGAAUUCGCUUAUCGAUCAGUUAGAUAAUUUCAAGGACAUCUAAACAUCUUAUGAAUGCAAUAAAACAAUAUUUUCAGCGUAUUAUAAACAUUCAACAUGGAAUCGCCUAUAAAGGAAAAUCCAGAAAUACCAAGGAGCGAUUCGACGAGUUCGAAUCAACUUUUUAUAUCGGAGCAAUUAGACUUGCCGGACGAUACGUUUCGUAUGAGCUUAGAUUACAUAACUGAUAUUGGUGAAAAUGUAACAAUUGGGGACAGGGACGUAUCAAUUGAUAGCGUAAAACCUGACUCAAAAAUUAAUACGACACCUUCAACGCCAGUUACACCACUGACAAAUAAAUCACCCACUCUAGAACCAGAUUCACAAUGCUCGAGCCAAUCUCCAUCUAUUACGGAGACACCAAAGCUUACAGAUGACUUAAAAGUAAGUCCGAGGCCAGUCAAUUCGCUCAAACUUUCGCUGGCCAAGAUAGAAAACGAUGGUUUUGUGAAACCAUCGCCUCUAGAUGUGAUGUCGCCGGCCAAAAUGCUACAAUUUGAGGUAGAUUUAACAAGUAGCGCUACACCAACAAUGAAACGCGCUGCGAUUGAUUUUAAUUUCUUUACUGAGAAUACUUUCGAGGAAUAUUUUAAAGACGAAAGUCAUGAAAAGGAAACGGGCGUAGCGUUUAAAGAGACACCGGUUAUAGUGAAGGCUAACACCGUUCGACACGAAAUAGGCUAUGUUAAUCUAAAUGGUGCUGCAAAAGUGGACAUAUCACACUUUGACCUGCUCAAAGUUCUCGGCACUGGAGCGUAUGGCAAAGUGUUCCUAGUUAAAAAGCGAUGUGGGGUGGACGAAGGCAAGCUGUACGCGAUGAAACUUCUCAAGAAAGCGUCCAUAGUGCAGAAGCUGAAAACGGCUGAACACACCAGGACGGAGAGACAGGUCUUAGAAGCGGUGCGAGCGUGUCCCUUCCUCGUCACUUUGCACUAUGCGUUUCAAACGGACACCAAACUACACCUUAUAUUAGAUUACGUCGCCGGCGGGGAGCUGUUCACGCAUCUGUAUCAGAGGGAACACUUCAACGAGGACGAAGUUAGGAUAUACAUAGCUGAAAUUAUACUUGCCUUGGAGCAGUUACAUAAGCUCGGCAUAAUAUACCGCGAUAUAAAACUCGAGAAUAUCCUCCUGGACGCGGAAGGCCACAUCGUGCUUACAGACUUUGGUCUCUCGAAGGAGUUCUGCGGGGGGGAGAGCAGAGCGUACAGCUUCUGCGGCACGAUAGAGUAUAUGGCGCCGGAGGUGGUGCGCUGUGGCAGUCAGGGGCAUGAUAUUGCGGUCGACUGGUGGUCGGUAGGCGUGCUCACAUACGAGCUGCUGACCGGGGCGUCUCCGUUCACGGUCGAAGGAGAGAAGAACACACAGCAAGAAAUCACAAAGCGGAUAGUUAGGUGUAGUUACCCCGUGCCGAAUGACGUCAGUCCCGAGGUGCAGGACUUUAUAAAGAAAUUAUUAGUAAAAGAUCCACGGAGACGUUUGGGCGGCGGUGAAGAUGAUGCAGAAGAACUUAAAAGACAUCCAUUCUUUAAGAAUUUGGACUGGGAAGCGGUAUCCCGUCGCGAAGUGCCCGCCCCGUUUGUACCGGCGCUGUCGCACGCGGCGGACACGAGCAACUUCGCGGGCGAGUUCACGCGCAUGCGGCCCACGUACUCGCCCGCACACGCGCCCAAACAUCACGACAAGCUGUUCCUUGGCUAUUCGUACGUAGCGCCAAGCAUUUUAUUCUCGGAGAAUGUGAUCUCUGAUCAGAUAUGGAUGCAGGCGACGGGACAAAAACAUGACAAACUUAAGGGAUGGGUUGCUAAGGAUUCGCCGUUCUUCCAAAAGUACGCUGUAGAUCUAAGCACGCCGCUCCUCGGUGACGGCUCGUAUGCGGUCUGCAGAAAGUGCAUACACAGACAGACGGGGAAAGAAUAUGCUGUUAAGAUAAUAUCCACACAAAAGAAGGACGUUAAACAGGAAAUAGAACUGCUCAAAGCGUGUCAAGGGUCACCGUACAUCAUCACACUGCACGAGGUGUUCCAGGACACUGCGUUCACAUACAUAGUGACAGAACUGGCUAGUGGCGGGGAACUGGCCUCACAACUGGGCACAGUCGGUGAGCGAGUAGCUCGCCGGUUACUGGCUCAAUUAGCUCUCGCUGUAGCGCACAUGCAUGCACGUCGGGUCGUGCACAGGGACAUCAAGCCGGAGAACAUUCUCCUAACGACGUCCCGUCUGAACGAGGCUAAAGUGAAAGUUGUCGACUUUGGUUUCGCGCGUCGUCUGCCCGAAAGUGAAGAGCGGCAACGGAUGAUGACACCGUGCUUUAGUUUACCGUACGCCGCGCCUGAAGUCGUAUCUUGCGUACGCGGCACCGGCUCGGGCUACGGGCCCGAGUGUGAUAUGUGGAGUUUGGGCGUUAUUUUUUACUGUAUGCUGUGCGGCAAAGCGCCAUUCGCGCCGAGCUCUCGCAAGGAGCCCGUCACGUCGCUCAUGGACAGGAUUCGAACCGGCACCUUCUCUAUGGACGGCGCGGGCUGGGCCACAGUAUCAGCGGACAGCAAGCGCAUAGUACGCGCAUUGCUCUGCGUACGCGCAGCCGAGCGGAUGGGCGUGCGGGCGUUGCUGCAGGCGCUCGGUGUUAACGAGCCCGAUGCAGACGGGGCACAGGGCUUCCGGCUCGCGGACAUGACCAAAGCUGAUCUCUACAAGCGCAGAAAUAAGAACAAGCAGAGAAAGUCGAGUACAUCCGAGCCGGUUGAAACCGCCACAGAGCCAGAAGAAACCAGAGAGAACAGUCUUCUAGAAACCAUAAACAACCUCAAGAACAGAAUGAACAAGAAUUCCAUAGAGAACGAUGUGGAACUCAUAAAAGCGAACACGCAAGACACGCCGGUCAACGAAACGGCUGAACCCACCUUCGAUGACUCGAGCGAUGAAGUACCCUCAGUCAAACCGGUAGAAAAGACCUACUCUAAACCUAAAUCUAAACUAGAUGACUACAUCUACAUUGAAAGCAGUCAAGGCUUAGAAGACACAGAAGUGGCGUUCCCUAAAACGACGCGCAGGAAAGUAUCCCAAUCUCCCGUGCCGAGGAAACGAAGAAAAAUCGAAGGCAAAAAGGAGGGAAUGGAACUACGUAGCCGUGUAGAAACACCAGAGAAACGUGGAAGAGGAAGACCUAGGAAAGUUCCAGAAGGAACGCAAAAAGAGUCGAUAGAGAAUGAAAAGAGAGUGACAAGGAAACGCAGACACGAAGAGAUGACGAAACCUGUACUAAGGGAGAAGGGACAGAACGGCAGACAGAGUAAAAGCAAUGAAAGUGUCAGAAAAGUUGUCAAAGUGAAAAGGAAUAGGAAACCUUCGCCAGAAAAAGUAGACGAUAACGUCAGAAUGACCAGAUCGAGGCGUAGGCGUUUAGAAAUUAGUCUGUCGCCAUCAGAAGUUAAAAAUGUCGUCCCAACUCUAUCCAUAGAGUCAGAUCGUCGAGUCAAUUCCAUAGAGAGCAGUAAAUCUGCCAGAAACAAGAGAGCCAAUAAGAGUAACGGUAAAGCCAAGGCAACGAACGCCAAGGCCAAACCGAAGGUUAACGGAAAAACGGUGAAAAACAACAAGAAAAACGCGAAAAACGUGACAGUGAAAGUGACGGCGCCCGUGCGUACGCGCACCCGCGCCAACCGCAGGUGAAAACUAAUUAUUCGUUCCUACCCGCAGUAUGAAAAAUGUCGUUAAAAUAUCGUUUUUCCACCCCCAUAGACUGUUUACGAUUCGUAGUUAAUUCCAGCGUUCGAAAAAAUUCCAAAAAAAUCGAUAAAAAAUUCGAAAAAAAAUAUAGUGACGCAACACGGACGCUUGCUCAUCGUUUAGUUUAAAGUUAUUUAUUUAAAAAAACAAUUCUUUCUUAAGUUAUUCUAACGCCUAGUUGGAGUGUGCGAUGGACAAGUGUUUUCUUUUUUUUCUUCUUGUAAUUUUUAUUUAAUGUUACUAUUAAUUUAAGGUCCCGUUUUCCCAAAAUUACCAUUAGAUUUAAUUCUUUGUUAAUAUGUAUUCUGAAUAGACAAUUAUUAUUAUUAAUAAAUAAUUAUUAUUGUAAUUAGGUAAGGUUGAUGUGUGUUUGCGCACUUAAUAGUUAAAUUGGUUAUGUUUUAUUUACAUCCCCUAUGUAUUUGGUGAAAUAUACAGUAAUUGAUUAUACCCAAUGUGCCUUCGUGUUUGUUUAUAUCAAUUUAUCAUAGAUAAUCUCUUUUUUUUCUUUUUUAAAAUAAAAUAUAACUUGAUGAAUGCGACAGAUAAAAAAUAUCAUUAAAAAGAACCAAUUAAUUGCUAAUACUAUCAAGUAUUAUUACAAAUAUUAUACAUAUAUGGAUUAUUAUCAUUAAUAUGUAUUGAGAACAACAAAUAUAUAAAAACUAUCGCAAGAAUCAAGUAUUCCAAUACUACAUUCUAUCUGUCUGUUCAUUCAACCUUAUUAAAAUCGAUUACUGAAUAUUUUACCAAUCUGUUGAUAAAUAAAUAGAUGAAAAAAAUAUUAGAAUUGUUAUGCUCUAUAGUACUAUGACAUGUAUCUAUAUUAACUUGUUCUAGAAAAAAAAAGUUUAAAAUUCCAUUUUUACAUUUCUUUCCCAUCAUAUUAUAAGUGAAAAGGUGUAUAUAAUGAAAUGUGGCUAAUUGGCCACAUUCUACAUCAGUUGUCUCUUUCGCUCACGAUAGUUGAAUCAUGCCAUCUCACUUUCACGUCUAAUCGUGUGUGCGUUAGUGUGCCGUUAUCUACACCUUUUUAUUUUUACUUAUAAUAUUCAUUUUCUUUCGAGCAUAAUAAUUUAUUUUACAAUCAAAAUUUUUCACAAACAGUUACAGAUCUCGGUAUAAUGUUGUAUAUGUAUAUUCGUUUGAAAUAUUUAGUGUAAUAGAUAUAAAUUUGUAAAUGAGUUUUCGUGUUUUUUUGAUUUUAUUCCCUUUAAAAUUGCACUAAUUGUAAAUGAAUCGAACAUUUUGACAUGGCUUUGCGUUUAAAAAUCAUCUUUAAACUGUUGUGGUUUGUAUGUUGUUAAUAUUACAUAGUGCGAUUUAAAAGGUAAUUCUAUCACAUAUUUCUCUUCCAAAAAAUAUAUAUUUUGUGUAUGGUCGAAGUGCCAAAGCGUGCUUGAAUUGUUGAAUUUUUAGCAAAUACGCGUUUUUAAUACACAAUUAUAAAUAAUUAUCACAAUGAAUUAUUGUUCUCCACGUAUUUUUUUUUCUUAGAUUUUUUUUUUUGUUGUAAGCGCUUUUACCAAAAACGUUUGUUUUGAUUGUAAAUACGUUAGAAUUAGUACAAAAAUCGGUGGAAGAUUAUCAUUAUUAAUGUAUGUGUUUAUAAUAAUAUGCAGGAACGCCGCUUCUUCAAGUCUAGAGGCAUAUCAAUGAUUUUGCACUUAUAUAUAUUACGUAUCGUAGACUUGUGUUAAUCUGUUCAGAGCUUAUUUGAAAUUUGUGAUGAGAAUAAAAAUAAUCUGUUUCAAUUUUUUAUAUUUAAAUUUGGCGGGCUGCUUGCUGUCAAAUGUCAAAUUAACUUUUUUUAUCGCUGAUUUUUUUUUCUUUAAAUUCACAGCAAGCGGCAAAGCUGAUCGGGAAUGUUGUAAAUCAUUGAGAGUUUAAAAUAAAAUUAUAAACGAUUCGCAAUUUAUCAAAACUGAUGUAAUUCUUCACCAAUCAAUGUAUUUCGAGUGUGAAACUCGUGUUUUGUGUUCUUAGGCAAUAAUUUCGUUACUUUCGUGUACAACGCAACCUUAUUUAGUAGUCGAAUAACAUCUUGAUGUGUUUAAAACGAAAUGUAAUGUAUUUUUCAAUGUACCAAGUCGAAGAUACAUACAUUCAAAUUUUUUGGGAAAUUGUAAAUUUCCGAAUGCUUGAUAUGAAAUAAGCUACGUCAUUUGAAGUGCACUUAAUGGAUUGAACCAAAAAAGAUUAUAUAAUUUUAUAAAGUGUUAGAAGUUAUUAUUGAAGAGUCGGCGAUUAAAUAAAUGUUUUUGUAAACACGAAUGCCGGCUGGAGAUAUUGGAUUGUAAUAAAUAUACCAUUUUAACAUUU
This is a messenger RNA of Colias croceus (clouded yellow), 6514 nucleotides long. Its product is annotated as ribosomal protein S6 kinase alpha-5-like. The record is from RefSeq and is a predicted model, not a curated record. NCBI's taxonomy places the organism in Eukaryota, Metazoa, Arthropoda, Insecta, Lepidoptera, Pieridae. Gene Ontology annotation, biological process: regulation of DNA-templated transcription; protein phosphorylation. The transcript is spliced from 18 exons. Bases 521 to 4135 code for a protein of 1204 amino acids. Gene Ontology annotation, molecular function: protein serine/threonine kinase activity; ATP binding.